Molecule: messenger RNA, 856 nt
Organism: Apodemus sylvaticus (European woodmouse)
Lineage: Eukaryota; Metazoa; Chordata; Mammalia; Rodentia; Muridae
Product: IQ domain-containing protein F3-like
Molecular function (GO): calmodulin binding
Source: RefSeq, a predicted model, not a curated record
AUGGUCAGUCAGGGUUGCGUAAGACUUGCCAGCCUCUCCUGCCCUGGGGAACUUGAUCAAGAUAAGCAAAAGGAAACACCAGAAGAAACAGAAAAUGUAACUAACAAGACACAAGUGGAGAAGCAAAUCCAAGGUGAAGAAACUGUAACUGAAGAGGUAUAUGGACCUGUACUUAAGAGGAGUGACUCGGUAAAAACAGAACUUGCCUCCCAGGCAGAGAAGCAAAUCCAAGGUGAAGAAACUGAAACUGAAGAGGCAGAUAGAGCCAUCCUUGAGAGGAGUGACUCGAUAAAAACAGAACUUACCUCCCAGGCAGAGAGUCAAACCCAAGAAGAGGAAACUGAAGCUGAAGAGGAAGAUGAAACUGUACCUGAGGGAACUGAGUUGGUGAAACGCCCCGCCCAGCUAGAUCUGCCUGCUCACGUCCUGCUGGCAGGCAUAAAAAUCCAGGCCUGGUGGCGAGGCACACUGGUGCGCCGAACCUUGCUGCUGGCUGCCCUCAGUGCUUGGACCAUUCAGUGCUGGUGGAGGGAGACAAAGGCCAGGCUGCAGGGGAGGAAGUUACACGAGGUGAUGCGCUGCAGACUCAGAAGCCUAAACCUAAAGUCCAUCAACAAGAGAAAACAACCCAACCAAAGAGGAGACCACUGUGGCUCAGAAGGUGAGCAGCUCUAGCCAUAGCCAUGGACCAGACAGAGGUACAGACAACAAAACUCUACCGGUCUCUCUUCAUCCACUGAGAGCUCUGUCCUUUGCUUGGUUAGCUCCUUCCUUUAAGACAACCCAAGGACUCAAGGAUAAAAAAGACCCGAGCAGCCAGGAAGAUCCAGGCCUUGUGGCGCGGAUUCCUGGUGAG